Cannabis sativa is the source of this 2231-nucleotide messenger RNA. RefSeq lists its product as uncharacterized. The transcript has 5 exons. Lineage: Eukaryota; Viridiplantae; Streptophyta; Magnoliopsida; Rosales; Cannabaceae. Bases 986 to 1669 code for a protein of 227 amino acids. The record is from RefSeq and is a predicted model, not a curated record.
CAAACCCAUCUUCACGUACCAAAGCGUUUUCUCUGGCUAUUCUACUAUAGACAGGUACCCUAUUUGAUUCGAACCUUCGAGCUCUCAUUUUCUCCAUACCUUCUCUACUCACAGGAACACAUUUUGAAGAGCUUUGAAGAUCUCUUCACCUAUUCCAGGUUGUGGUCCUUACGGACACGGAUAGUGAUUUUGAUCGAGAGGUUCCGGAUGCCUCGUCUCUCAUUCCUGUCACCGUCGCAGAAGAGUACUAUGGUCAGGAUGUAGACGACCAUGAUGCAAUUGGGUUAGCGGUGGACGCGGAGGAAGUCCCAGUAAUAGGUUAUGCCUUAGCCCAAUUAGUGAAUGAUGAUGAUGGACCGAGUCUCCUAGGUAAAUCACAGAGUAUUUUACGCAUCAAUCUCAGCUCUAAAUUGACAGUUCCACUCCUAGCUCAAAUCAGAUUGGCUUAUGGCAUUCCUCAUAAUAUAAAAAUGAGGCUACCUAGGAGGGAGGAACGAAUAGGCUGGGAUGUUUCUGAUUGGUGUGGUAUGUAUUUGUAUACCUUUUUUUGAGGCUUCAGGUUUCCUUUUCCACCUUUUGUUUUGUCGAUCUCGCAUUGGUAUCAGAUUGCUCCUAGCCAACUGAUGCCUAUUUCUUGGAGAUUGCUUUUAAGUAUUGAGAGGUUCUCUGAUGUAUUUGAGAUAAGUGUUGACUUAGUAGAAUUUCGUGCUCUGUACACUGUAAAAGAACAUGAUAAAGAAAAGGGGAGGUAUAGUUUUGUAAGUCGAAAUGAGGACCAGUUUUUAAUUUGGAAACCAAAAUCUGCGGACCGGGAUUGGAAAGAAUUUUAUUGUUUCUUCCAUGGAGAAGAAAUGUUCACACCUGGAGCUGAUAGGUUCCCUACUAGUUGGAGGGUGCUAGGUGGUGAAUCAAGGACCGCUCCUGAUUUGUCAUCAUAGAAUAAAUGAAAACUGCGAGAGAUUUUUGCAAUCUCUCAGGAGGAUAAAUGGUGGAAAAAAUUGUUGAACGAGAAAGAUUUGGCUUCAAGUUUUCUUUGGAGCAAAGUCGAGGGGCGGACAGAAGAGGAAGAACGAUUCUAACAGACCAAUACACUAAGAGGAUGUCUUUCAUAAUGCCGUCCUCUUCCAAUAUUUUGGCAAGAGCCAAGAAGGCCACGACUCAAAAAAUUGGUUCCGACGGGCAAUCAUCAAUUACGGGACCUUCAAGUGCUUUUGCAUCUCCAAAGGGUGUUGUUACUUCGAAAACUUAUGCCAGGGAAGAUCCAAAUAAGAGAUGUAGAGUUGACUUGGGGAGUGACGACGAAGAGGGCACUAUUAUUCCAAGAAAUAUUUGUGUGCACUCGAAUCCUUCUACGAUUGAAAGACAUGUUGAGGCUCUCUUGAGUCCUCUAGAUGAGAGGCGUUUACAUGAGCUUGGAUGCGCUGCAUCUUCUGAUGACUUGGUCUCUUCAAUAUAUCGAGCUCUUUCCGAUGCAAUUUUUAUUCGUCGAGAUCGCAAACAACUUGACAAGGAGAACACCGUCCUUAAGAAGUCUAACAAAGUGCUUCAGGAGGAAAACAAGAAGGUCAUUGAAAAGCUUAACACUUUACAGAAGAAGAUUGAAGAGACUGAUAAAGAGCUUGUAAACGAAAAAGGAGAAAUCAGCUGGUUUGUAUGCUCAGCUAGAUGACAUUGCAUUUAAAGCUAUGUGUAAAGCUCGCCUAGAGUUGUUCACCGAUUUCAAAAAAGGUAGGUCUGCUACAUGGAAGGGAGAUGAGGAGUUAGAAGUUUAUAGGAAAAUGUUUCCUGAUUCAGUUGCCUCUGGUGACGAGGAAUCUACUGCUUCUGAGUUUGACACUGGUGUUCCUGAGGCUGAAGAAGAUGGCAAUCAGGUUGUCGAGUUCGACAAAGGUACCAUUGAAAUUCCGGUUGAUUCUGAGGCGGCUCAUUAGUAUCCUAUUUCUACUUGUUGUAUGUCCAUUUUAUUUGAGCGAUGUCGUGUCUUAUUUAUGAUGGGAACCUUGUCGUUUUUUGGACUUUUCUUUUAUGUGUAAUGCUCUAUGUCGAACUCUUUUGGUGUGGGUUUAUGCUCUUUGGACUGAACUUUCUUGAUGUAGGACUUUGCUCUAUGUAUUGAGCUUUCUUGAUGUGUAUUAGAUCUCUUUGAUGCACAACUUUAUUCUAUAUGUUGAGCUUGUGUAUUGUUGUUUCUUGAUGUAGGAUUAUGAGUAUCAUUCACUAAAUUUUCAUUG